Bactrocera dorsalis (oriental fruit fly) is the source of this 2338-nucleotide messenger RNA. RefSeq names its product putative Dol-P-Glc:Glc(2)Man(9)GlcNAc(2)-PP-Dol alpha-1,2-glucosyltransferase (gene Alg10). Gene Ontology annotation, biological process: protein N-linked glycosylation; dolichol-linked oligosaccharide biosynthetic process. Gene Ontology annotation, cellular component: endoplasmic reticulum. The record is from RefSeq and is a predicted model, not a curated record. The transcript has 6 exons. Lineage: Eukaryota; Metazoa; Arthropoda; Insecta; Diptera; Tephritidae. The coding region runs from base 569 to 1921 and encodes 450 amino acids. Gene Ontology annotation, molecular function: dolichyl pyrophosphate Glc2Man9GlcNAc2 alpha-1,2-glucosyltransferase activity.
CAAUUACGGUUCUCUCCCUUCGCUUACGACGACGAUGACGAUCCAACACUCGCCGUAUUCCAAACGUUUUUUAGAGUACACGAAAUUACUUUUAGAUCACAUCGAUUAACGCAAAUUCACCGAUUUAAUAUAACUUAGACAAUUAUUGAACGAUAUGCAGCGAAUUUAUAUAUUUAAUGCAGAAAAUUCCAGCGCCACACGCCGAGAAAUCAAGAAACGACGACUCCUUUUUUCAUCAAUAUGGCGGUGCAGUACUGCCAACUUGACAAUCAGAAUAUUACCGCGUUGCCAACUAGCUGACAUAUUGUCAACGAGCUGCCAACUCUUCUCAUAGACUAAUUCGUAUAAAAUUGAAUUGUUUACUCAAGAACGGCUAUCAUUCUUAGUGUUUUGUGAAAUACGCUCAAGAUUAAAAAGUCUUGCAGUUGGCAAAGCAUUUGAACGGUUUUGCAUUCUGCUUUAUAAGUACAUUCGUAAACAAAACUAUUUACUUGUCAGUGAAUUUUCUUUUCCACCAACACUAAUUUACAAUCAAUAUCUGAUACUUGGGGUUAUUAUAGUAGGCGAAAUGCAAAAGCACUUCUGGCCGGUUUUAUUGCCCAUACUAUUUUUAGCAUAUUCUCUGCCUUUAUUCCUGCGUGUCUAUGCCACUGCACCCACGGUAAUAGAUGAGGAAUUCCAUUUGCGACAAGGUCUGCACUUCUGCAACAAACGCUUCGAUGUGUGGGAUCCGAAAAUUACCACCUUCCCAGGCCUAUAUCUGGCGUCGCUGAUACUCAUACCAUUCGGUGCUUGCUCAGCAUUGGGCUUACGUUGCAUAUCACUAGUAGCGGCUGCGCUAAAUGUGUUACUGCUAUAUAAAAUAAGACGCCGGUUGCUGGGUGGUGCACAUGGGCAGCUUGCAGCAUUGGAUGCUUUCACUCUAGGUGCACUACCACCGCUCUAUUUCUUUAGUCAUCUUUACUAUACUGAUACGUUAUCGCUGACGACAAUACUGCUAUUCUACUACUACUGGCACAAAGAGUCACAUCUGCAAGCUGCUGUCUUUGCUGCUGCUAGUGUCUUGAUGCGUCAAACUAAUGUGGUUUGGGUCGGUAUGUGCUUCGGUAUAACAGCACUAGAUGUACUUACAGGAAAUUAUGCGCGUUCCAAAGGCAUUAAAAGACAGCAUGUGGAGUUACUGAAUCCCAAGACGCUCUUGGACAUACUCACUUCAUAUCGGCUACUGGGGCGCAGCAUCUGGCAAAUUCUACGUAAAGGCUGCUACUACCUAAUCAUAAUACUGCCUUUUCUAUUUUUCGUGUUUCUCAAUGGGUCCAUUGUUAUUGGCGAUAAGCGCGCACAUGAAGCGACUAUACAUGUACCGCAGUUAUUUUAUUUCAGCAUUUUUGCUUUGUUUUUCGGCGUCUCCAAUACCCUACACGAAUUGCGUCCGACAUUACAUUGGCUAUCACGUGACAAAUUGAUCGUGCUCUUCCUGCUUGGCACUGGCAUACUAGCCGUUAAAUGGAAUACACUUAUACAUCCGUAUUUGCUGGCAGACAAUCGUCAUUACAUAUUUUAUAUAUGGAAUCGUUUCUAUGGACGUUAUGAAUGGUUCAAGUACGCCAUGGUACCCGUUUAUGUAUUUGCCUUGGCGCUGUUACAUUCAGGUCUACGGCAUAUGCGCACAAGCUUCAAAUUGAUGUUUUGGAUAGCUGUCUUUCUGGUGUUAUGCUUUCAGCGCUUGCUAGAGCUGCGAUACUUUCUCAUUCCAUUCGUACUCUAUCGCCUGCACACACAGCCGCUUAUUAAAAGCCGUUGGGCAGAGUGGGUGGAACUGGGCUGCUAUGUGGUGCUCAAUGCGCUCACGUUCUAUAUAUUUUUCACCAGAGAAAUCAGAUGGGAAAAUUUCAAGGAGCCACAACGCAUUAUUUGGUAAACAAGAAACACCAAAACUAAUAGUCUGAAUUGAAGUAUGAUAAAUAAACUAUUCGUAAUAUGUUGUGGAGCAUUACAAGUACGUAAUCAGCUUUUUCCAUUAUUUUUGUAGACUAUUAUAUAUUAUUGCGAUUUUUGUGUAUAAUGUGUAUUUUUAUUGAUUAUUGUGGUGGCAAAAAUAAUACCAAUACUAUACCAACUGAUCGAUAAAAAUCAAGUUCUCGUAUAGCAAAAAAAAAAAAAAUCAUUCAUUGAGUUAAAUUUUAAUUUUGACUAUAUUUAUUAGUGGUUAAUUUAUAACAUGUAAUUUUAUAAUUUUUGAACAUGUUGCUAAGCAGUAACACCACAAUUAUUUAUUUUUCAAGUACAUAUAAUGACAUAUGCUGUUUUAAUAUUAGUGUGAAACAAGAAUAUAAUA